Culicoides brevitarsis is the source of this 1014-nucleotide messenger RNA. RefSeq names its product phospholipase A1 VesT1.02-like. The record is from RefSeq and is a predicted model, not a curated record. The transcript has 4 exons. Gene Ontology annotation, biological process: lipid catabolic process. The coding region runs from base 1 to 1014 and encodes 337 amino acids. NCBI's taxonomy places the organism in Eukaryota, Metazoa, Arthropoda, Insecta, Diptera, Ceratopogonidae. Gene Ontology annotation, molecular function: lipase activity.
AUGAAUGUUCUAUAUUACCUGUUUUGCGUUUCGUGCAUGAUCUCAGAGACAUUCGGCUUGAUGUUCGGCAUGGGAGGACUCGAUCUCAAUCCGCUGCGUUGCAUGUGGCGACGACAACCCUACGAGUGCCCGCAUGAAGAUGUCCGAUUCCAUUUGUACACGCCACGAGUGCGUCAUGGCAUCGAAGUUGACAUUAUGCGCCCUUCGACGUUUCGUGCAGCUGGCUUCAUACCGCAACACGAGACUUGUUUGUUAGUUCACGGCUUCAAUGGAACGCAGCGCAGUAAACACAUUAGAUACCUAAUUGAUGCUUACAUUCAUCGCGAAUUCAACGUCAUUGCGAUAGACUGGGAAGCGGUGUCGGCAUACCCGUGUUACUUGUCGUCACUCUCGAAUACGCGACUUGUGGCACAGUGCUCGGCGCAACUCUACUCUUUUGUGACAUAUUUGGGAACGAAUCCCAAGAACAUUGUGUGCGUUGGCCAUAGUUUAGGUGCACACAUUUGCGGCAUGAUCAGCAAUCAUCUGACAAAGAAACAAUACAAAAUUAUCGGACUCGAUCCAGCGUCGCCGAUUGUCGAACGUCACCUGUCUCACCGAUUUCGUCUCACGCGAGAUGAUGCACGUGUCGUGCAAAUUAUCCACACAAAUGCCGGAGUGCUGGGACAGGAAGCUGCCUCCGGUAGUAUCGAUUUUUGCAUCAACGGAGGUCGAAAUCAGCCCUUUUGUCAUGGCUUGCCGCUGCGAAGGGCGCGUUGCAGUCACUUUUUGAGCGUGUGUUUCUUGGCAAACUCCAUGUUUAAGCACAAAAAGUGGGUAGGAGUGCCGUGUCCUAAAGGAUGUGUCGCAAAUAAUCGUUUUCCGUUCUUCUUGUCGAAAUUCUACGACGUCGAUGACAGAGGCGUGGCGCAGAUACCGACGAGGGAAUACAAAAUAGGACAAGAUACGCCGGAUGACCACACGGGAAUUUACUGCAUCAAAGUCGAUCAUGCCAAAAACUGUCCAUUCCAGUAA